GAGGAAAAACACUAAAGGGGUAGCUAUGGAGAUGGAGCGUUUUCCUGGCUGCUUUCUUUGACAGGUGUUGAGUGGGGCAAAAGUCUUAAAACAGAAUCCAGCAUGUACGCCAAAGGUAAAGGAGCUGUCGUCCCUUCCGAUAGCCAAGCGAGAGAAAAGUUAGCUUUAUACGUGUACGAGUAUUUGCUGCAUGUCGGCGCACAGAAAUCAGCACAGACCUUCCUGUCAGAGAUCCGAUGGGAGAAGAACAUCACACUUGGGGAACCUCCAGGAUUUUUACACUCAUGGUGGUGUGUAUUCUGGGAUCUGUACUGCGCCGCCCCGGACCGGAGGGAGACAUGUGAACAUUCCAGCGAGGCCAAGGCUUUCCAUGACUAUAGUGCGGCGGCGGCGCCCAGUCCAGUGAUGGGCAACAUGCCACCCAACGACGGCAUGCCAGGAGGACCCAUGCCCCCGGGCUUCUUCCAAGGUCCCCCGGGGUCUCAGCCAUCCCCUCACACGCAGCCCCCCCCACACAACCCCAGCAAUCCCAUGAUGGGACCUCACGGACAGCCAUUCAUGUCUCCGCGGUACCCAGGCGGCCCCAGGCCUUCCCUCCGUAUGCCAAAUCAGCCCCCUGGGAGCAUCCCCGGGUCACAGCCCCUCCUACCAAACAGCCUGGACCCCACCAGACCUCAAGGACAUCCAAACAUGGGAGGUCCAAUGAGAAUGAAUCCCCCGCGAGGCAUGGGGGGCAUGGGCCCACAGAACUACGGCGGAGGAAUGAGGCCUCCUCCCAACUCCAUGGGGCCGGGGAUGCCGGGCAUGAACAUGGGUCCGGGUGGAAGAGGUCCAUGGCCGAACCCCAACUCCAACUCGAUAGCUUACUCAUCUUCAUCUCCAGGCAACUACGCGGGCCCCCCAGGGGGAGGCGGCCCGCCAGGAACUCCCAUCAUGCCGAGCCCCGGAGAUUCGACAAACUCGAGUGAAAACAUCUACACAAUGAUGAACCCCAUUGGCCCUGGUGGAAACAGACCUAAUUUCCCGAUGGGGCCGGGUCCCGACGGGCCCAUGGGGGGGAUGGGUGCCAUGGAGCAGCAUCAUAUGAACGGAUCACUAGGCUCCGGUGACAUGGAUGGGUUGCCAAAGAAUUCCCCCAACAACAUGGCAGGCAUGAACAAUCCUCCCGGCACUCCGCGGGACGACGGCGAGAUGGCGGGCAACUUUUUAAACCCAUUCCAAAGUGAAAGUUAUUCACCCAACAUGACGAUGAGUGUGUGAUUUUUUUUAUUUUAUUUUUUAUUUUAUUUCUUUUUCAUCUCCCCUUUUCCCCAAUCUCCCCCUCCCGUUCACCCCGGUGCGUCUUGCAUUACCCUCGUCUUCCCCUUCCUUCCCUCCUUCCUCCUCCUCUUCCUCCUCCUCCUCCUCCUCGUGGACGGUGUGCUGUGCCACACAGCCCCUGGGGAUGCACCUGGAAAGCAGGACUCCCCUCAAGGGCCCCCAUCCCAACGCCUGUAAAUGGGUUUAAGAACAUGAAACGACAGGAAGGGCCUCUCCACCGCUUCCUCUCCUUCGCCUGCCGGGCCCAGACGCGGGGCCCCGAGGACAGUGGGAGACCGAAACUGCUCUGAGCCCGUCUCCCCCGAACCCUGACCCGACCCCCCCCCCCCUCCCGCCCUCGUGACUGGCAUCCGAGCCCCGAACGAGAUGCCCCGCUGCAUCCACCACCGCUCCAUUAUGAGGGCAAAAACUCCUGUGUCAGGAAUGGGUAAAAAAAAACAAAAAAUUAAAUAAAAAUAAAAAAGAAUUGAGAAUGUUAUUCUGGGGCAAGAACUCAAUGUUUGUAUUUUUUUUUGUUGACUGUAAUAUUAUUGUUAUAAUUUUCAGAAUUGAUAGCAUUCUACUAAUGUAGUUAUGAUUUCCUGUAAAGGGCACAUUUUAUCGCAGCAGCAUGAACGGCAGAAUAAGCACACACUCGAAGAAUGCACAAUGAUUUCCUGUUUACAUGAUUUUUAGGUCGUUUCGUUCGUCUCUUCGUGUCCUUCGCCACGGUCCUUCUCUCACACACACGCGCGUCUCCUGGAAGCCUCGGCUCGGCUUGCAGCUCAGAGUAUUUGCCAUCUUAAUGUUCGUGGCACCGUUUGCAUAAAUGUUCAAAGUCUCAGCGAUCGGGAUGAUCGGCUCUCUCGUCCAAUAGUUUACUAUCUCGGCCUAAAACGCUCCACACAGUUAACACACUUUCUCUUUGUUGGUACAAAGUGUCUGCUGGUGAUCCUACGUCUACGUAUCUUGUCUUAAUUAGCGGCCCUUCUCUCAGUCUCUGUGUUUUCCCGCCUGGAAGCGGCUCUCAGGUGACGCUUUCCAUUCAGCAGCAGGCGGAGCACGAGAGCACCUCUUAUGGAUCUGGACUUGUCUGUAAAUACAACAUAUUUAGCUUGUAUUGUGGUUGUUUUAUUAUUUGUUAUUUACAAGUUGUCUGUGGUUCCUUCCCUUCCACCACCUUGUUUUCACACCUCACUGUGGCGUCCAAGUGGCACUGUUUUCCGAUCCCUCUGCCAAUGUCUCCUGUUUUUUGGGGAACGGGAGACGGUUCUGGCACCUCAGACGCACUCGUGAAGCAGGCUUUUCUUGCUCGGGGUGAACUCGGAGAUCCCCGUGCGGACGGGGUAAAUGGACCCAGAGCAUCGGGAGGACGCGGCAGCGACGCGCCGCGCAGCCACAUCGUUCUAAAGGCGGAGAACAGCAGCGGGACGCUUUUGUAACGGAUUUGUUUCCACGUGGAUUGUUCUCACCGGAUCAUUUUAAUUUGAAGUCUAUUCAACUGAGGAAAUGAAAGCCCGUAGAAUCUGCACGCGUGGUUCCGUACUGCGCUGUUUCAUUCGUUUGGUUCUGUGCCCUCGGCCCGAUCAACUCUCCGUCACUGUUUUUCGAAGGGACACGUUGUGUCUCACACGGCAGCACUCGCGUCACUGCAUCUGUGUGUACAGUGACGCACACCUCCCCUCUUCCCUCCCAUCCCUCACCCCCUCGGCCCCCAAACGUCUCCCCUUCCUUCUCUUUAAUUUUGUUUUUUUGUAAAUACUGUAUAAUGCAUUUUGAUAUCAUUGACAUGUUUUGAUAUGUCAGUCACUACCAAUGAAUACAGCUGAAAGUAAAUUAUAAAUAAAACUGUCCAUGUUUUUUUCAUAGAGAAAGGAUGCGCUGACUAUUUGGCUCGUGGGGCUAAAUUCCCAUUACAAAUGUGUAGCGUGCAGUAACACGGUAAUGAGCAGACCGUAUGCUAAAGGCGUGCACGGUGGGGAGGACAGGACAGAGAGAGGACAGGACAGAGAGAAGCAGACAAGCUGUGGCGUCCUCACUCUGCCCUCGUCUCCUUGUGUUUCAGUUCAAAUGUUACUAUUGGCUUUGAAUAAUCACGUUUUUCCAAAGGGCAUCUUCUCCCAAAAAAAACAAAAAAACAUGUGACCUCUAUUGCAGUUUUUAAUAUGAAGGAUUUUUAUCAAUUUAAGAAAACUUUUAAAAAGGUAAAAAUACUUAAGAGGACUUGAUUUUAAAUGAACUGUGUCCUUUGCUAUUGGCUCCUGUUAUGGCGUUGUACAGAUCGAAGCUCUCUCACUGAUCCUCUCUCCGUCCUCUGUGUAUAUCGAUCGUUGGCCAUCUCUGUACUUCUAUUGUGAUGUAUAAUACUGUACCAUUUGGAAGAGUUGCUGGUUAGGCGGGGUGGUCACGUCGAGUCAGGGAGGGGUGGGGAUAUAAACGAUGCUCCUGUACCAUCCACGACCCUUUCUGAUGACACGGCAGUAUUCGAUAUGAAGCAGUCUGUCUCUUGGGUUUGCUUUGUAUUUUCAUGGUAGGGUAGUUCAGAAUCUUGUCUUAGGGACUUAGGUGUCUUGUGUAGGUAAUAAAGAUGUUCUUUGUAUGUUUCUUUAUAUUGUAAAGUUUCUUUAGACUGAAAGAAAAACAGAUGAUUUGCUUAUCAAAAAAGAAACGAUGCAUCAAUAAUAAAUGUCAUUUGAUUUUU
Molecule: messenger RNA, 4000 nt
Organism: Gasterosteus aculeatus aculeatus (three-spined stickleback)
Lineage: Eukaryota; Metazoa; Chordata; Actinopteri; Perciformes; Gasterosteidae
Gene: ssbp4
Product: single stranded DNA binding protein 4
Biological process (GO): positive regulation of transcription by RNA polymerase II
Cellular component (GO): nucleus
Molecular function (GO): protein binding; single-stranded DNA binding
Source: RefSeq, a predicted model, not a curated record